Molecule: messenger RNA, 663 nt
Organism: Epithele typhae
Lineage: Eukaryota; Fungi; Basidiomycota; Agaricomycetes; Polyporales; Epitheliaceae
Product: NAD-P-binding protein
Exons: 1
Coding region: 1-663 (220 amino acids)
Source: RefSeq, a predicted model, not a curated record
AUGCACCUCCUCAUUCUCGGCGGCACGGGCCCGAGCGGCAUCCAGCUCAUCGAGCAAGCCCUCGCCCGCCACCACACCGUCGUCGUCUACGCCCGCUCGCCCGACAAGCUCCCCUCCCACAUCACCGCCUCUCCCUCCGUCACCGUCGUCGUCGGCGGGCUCGCCGACAAGGACAAGCUCACCGCCGCGCUCGACGGCGUCCACGCCGUCCUCUCCGCGCUCGGCCCCGCGGUCAAGAACGGGCCCUUCCACCCGGGCAACACCCCGCUCGCGAACGGGUACGAGCUCCUGCUCGCGUGCAUGAAGGCGCGGGACGUCAAGCGGCUGAUCGCGCUCGGCACGGCGAGCAUGGCGGACGAGCACGACAAGUUCAGCUUCGAGUUCUCGGUGCUCGUCACCGGCGUCGCCGUCUUCGCGCACAACGCGUACAAGGACGUCGUCCAGAUCGGCAAGAACGUGCGCGCGGCGGACCUGGACGUGAUGUGGACGCUGGCGCGCGUGCCGCUGUUGACGGAGAAGGAGUCGAAGGAGUACCUGGCGGGCUACGUGGGCGACGGGAAGACGAAGACGCGGCUGUCGCGCGCGGCGUUUGGCGCGUUCGUGAUGGAUGAACUGGAGCAAAACCAGUGGUGCAGGAAGGCACCGUUGUUGUCGUCGCCGUGA